AUGGGUUAUCACAGUCUUGCAACGACCAUUAAUUCAAUACGGAAGUUCUAUCAAAAUUUUCCAAGUUUUUAUCCUUCCUUUCCGUUCAUCAACGUUGCAGAAGUUCAGGAAGCAGAAAUAAAGCCAUUUGUAGAGAGCUUGUCUAGCUGUCCAAAACAUGGGCUGCAUAACCCACUCAGAUCCCCAGAAAGAUAUCUUAUGUUUGGAGAGAUAUCUGCAAAAGCGGCUCAUAUGCUUGGACAACCCGAGGUUGAAAAAUUCUUCUCAAGGCUUAUUCAGAGAGUUUCUCCAAAGAGUUAUACUCAAGCUCUUGGUGAGGUCCAAGUUACACGAAAAUUCCUGGAAAAUUUUUCUGGAGACCAGGUUCGCUUCCUGGCACGGUCAUUUGCAGUUCCUGGCAACCAUCUUGGACAGCAGAGUAAUGGCUAUCGCUGGCCUUAUGGUCCUGUUGCAAUUAUUACUCCCUUUAACUUUCCUCUGGAGAUCCCACUAUUGCAGCUGAUGGGUGCACUUUACAUGGGGAAUAAGCCAGUUUUGAAAGUUGAUAGCAAGGUAAGCAUUGUUAUGGAGCAGAUGCUUCGUUUGCUACAUAAGUGUGGGCUGCCUAAGGAGGAUGUGGAUUUCAUCAACUCUGAUGGUAUAACAAUGAACAAGCUU
Molecule: messenger RNA, 657 nt
Organism: Asparagus officinalis (garden asparagus)
Lineage: Eukaryota; Viridiplantae; Streptophyta; Magnoliopsida; Asparagales; Asparagaceae
Product: probable aldehyde dehydrogenase
Exons: 7
Cellular component (GO): mitochondrion
Molecular function (GO): aldehyde dehydrogenase (NAD+) activity; L-glutamate gamma-semialdehyde dehydrogenase (NAD+) activity
Source: RefSeq, a predicted model, not a curated record